GCCACGGACAGUAACUUAAGUGUAUACAGAGACGCUCCUUGCAAAGCGCGACUCGAAUCCAAACCUUGCAGCUCUUUGGCUGCCGAAAGCGCAGCAUUCAAGUCGCACCAGCGACGUCGCCCCGAUCCAAGCUCCUAUCGCCAACUCGAUACCGGCACACCAAAGCGCACAACGUAGUGUGAGGUCGCGCAACCCAGCGCGCGCAAAUCGCCAGCCAUGGUCUACGUGAGGCAGGAGUUCCUGCCGAACCUGCGGCAGUACAAGUACUCGAGCGUCGACCACUCGCUGCUGUCGCGCUACGUGCUCAAGCCCUUCUACACCAAUGUCGUCAUCAAGUGCUUCCCCAUGAGCAUGGCGCCCAACCUCAUCACGCUCACGGGCUUCAUGUUCAUCGUCGCCAACUUCCUGACCCUGCUCUGGUACAAUCCGAGCCUAGACCAGGACUGUCCCUCCUGGGUCUACUACUCGUGGGCCGCCGGCCUGUUUCUGUACCAGACCUUUGACGCAGUCGACGGCACCCAAGCCCGACGAACCCACCAGUCCGGCCCGUUAGGCGAGCUGUUCGACCACGGCGUCGACGCGCUCAACACGUCGCUCGAAGUCCUCCUCUUCGCCGGCUCGCAGAACAUGGGCCAGGGGUGGAAGACGGUCGCAACCCUCUUCGCCAGCCUGGCCACCUUUUACGUGCAGACGUGGGACGAGUACCACACCAAGACGCUCACGCUGGGCAUCGUCAACGGGCCCGUCGAGGGCAUUCUGAUCCUGGUCGGCGUCUACGCGCUGACGGGCUACCUGGGCGGCGCCUCCUUCUGGCAGCAGGGGAUGCUCGCCACCUCUGGCAUCCCGCAGGCCCUCCCCGGCGGCCUCGAGAUUCCUAGCAUGCUGUACGACCUUUCCUUCACCGAAUGGUACAUGGUGCAGGGCGCCGUGGUGCUGGUCUACAACACGGUCGAGUCGGCGCGCAACGUGAUCAAGGCGCGGCGGGCGCGCGGCGACCGCUCGCGCUGGGCGCUGAUCGGCUUGCUGCCCUUUUCCGCCACGUGGCUGCUCGUCGUCGCCUACCUCUGGCUGCAGCCCACCAUUUUGCACGGCCACCUGGUGCCCUUCUCGCUCUUUGUGGGCAUCGUCAACGCCUACUCCGUGGGGCAGAUGAUCACGGCCCAUCUGGUCAAGCUGCCUUUUCCCUACUGGAAUGUGCUGGUCGUACCCCUGGCAUGGGGCGUGCUCGACUCCCUUGGUCCCCUCCUCCUCCGCCACAGCCCCGUCCCCUGGCUCGGCUGGCCCUCAGCCCUCGGCGACGGCGUCUAUCAGGUUGCCUUCAUGUUCUGCAUGCUCGGCAUGGCCGUGGGUGUCUACGGCAGUUUUGUGGUGGACGUCAUCGUCACCAUCUGCGACUACCUGGAUAUUUGGUGUUUGACCAUCAAGCAUCCCUGGGUUGAGGGGCGUGACGAGGCGGGGGCGGGUUCCAUGCAGAUCAACGGAGCGGUAGCGGAGAAGAAAAGGCAGUAAUGAGGCUUUUUUUGGACAUCGGACUCUCCAGAGAGCAAUUCCCACGCCACUAUACGAGGGCGAAGUGGAUAAAUAUUAUCAUGAGGACGCAGACGGGGGAUGGAAACGAGGAUUAUGACCAGUAGGGGGCCGGCACCAAGCGACUGGGAAGUUGCAGAAUGAUGACAGGUGGCCAGGAUUCAACGGGUGCGAAACGACUUGUGUUUCUGUACGAAUACGGCUUAACAAUAAUGAUAUAGAGCUGGGGGUCUUGGAUAGUCAGGAGUAAUUGGGCGGCGUUCUUCCUUUAUCCCCUUGACGCUUAAUUUAGCAUGCUCAAGAUACCAGCUUGUUUGAUAUUUGUUUAUGUAGCCCCGGACUGGUCUCUACGAGAAACGCCAUGAUUGUAACAACUUGACGUUGCACCCGUUAAGUGAUGUGAUGGUUCAUGCUGUCUCAAAUUAAAACGCUGACUGGCAA
Molecule: messenger RNA, 1968 nt
Organism: Canariomyces notabilis
Lineage: Eukaryota; Fungi; Ascomycota; Sordariomycetes; Sordariales; Chaetomiaceae
Product: Choline/ethanolaminephosphotransferase
Exons: 3
Coding region: 217-1509 (430 amino acids)
Biological process (GO): phospholipid biosynthetic process
Cellular component (GO): membrane
Molecular function (GO): phosphotransferase activity, for other substituted phosphate groups
Source: RefSeq, a predicted model, not a curated record